AUGAUUGUACAACUUCAUAGAGAAUUUCAGCAACCGGUCCCACAAGGAGUAGAAAUCAUGAGAAGCAUGAGUCUCAAGCAAAUAAUGAAAGACUUUCUGCAGCAAAAGAGGUACAUCAUUGUUCUAGAUGAUGUAUGGGACGAGGAAGCACUAGAAGGUCUAACAAAUGCAAUGCCCAAUAGCAAUUUCUGUAGCCGACUAUUAAUCACUACCCGCAUAGCUCAUGUUGCUACUGUCUCCAAUGAAUCAAAAGUUUAUGAACUUAAGCCCCUGUCUCUAGAGGAAUCAUGUUCCUUAUUCUACAAGAAAGCCUUCUAUGAGAAUUCCUGUCCUUCUCACCUAGAACAACUUUCUCAACAGAUUUUGAAAAAAUGUGAGGGAUUGCCACUUGCCAUAGUGGCAAUUGGUGGUCUUCUCUUGGCAAAAAAUGAUCAGGAGUGGGAGAUGAUUUCUCGCUGCCUUGCUGCAGAACUAGAAAGCAAUGGGAGGAUGCAAAAUUUGAGGAGAAAUCUUAGCUUGAGCUACAAUGAUUUGCAUUAUAACUUGAAAAGCUGCUUUAUGUACUUGGGAGUAUUUCCAGAGGAUUGUGUGAUUGAGUGUGCGAGACUCAUCCGUCUGUGGAUUGCAGAAGGGUUUGUUAAGGAAAGAGAAGGGAUGACACUGGAGGAGGUUGCUCAAAGAUACUUGAAGGAGCUUGUUAACAGAAGUUUGGUGCAAAUUGCAGAAACAACUUUAGACGGACGGAUAAAAAGUUGUAGGGUACAUGACCUAAUGCGUGAAAGUAUCCUUUCUAAGCUAAGGGAUAUAAACUUUGUUUCGUUUGCAUCUAAGCAGAAAGUAGAAUUGCAUGAAAGAGUCCGGCGUCUGUCAGUCCAAUACACUUGCAAUGAUGCAUUGAAGCAACUAAAUCUCCUAGCCUACACUCUCUGCUCAUUUUUGAGUCAGCAACAUCAUCUAGCUCAUAUGAGCAAUUUGUCCCAAGUGGUUGUCGACUACUAA
Eucalyptus grandis is the source of this 999-nucleotide messenger RNA. Its product is annotated as putative disease resistance RPP13-like protein 3. Gene Ontology annotation, biological process: defense response to other organism. The record is from RefSeq and is a predicted model, not a curated record. The transcript has a single exon. NCBI's taxonomy places the organism in Eukaryota, Viridiplantae, Streptophyta, Magnoliopsida, Myrtales, Myrtaceae. Gene Ontology annotation, molecular function: ADP binding. Bases 1 to 999 code for a protein of 332 amino acids.